AUGGGCCCCUUCUCCACGCUGCAGGCCAGUGGGCCGCGUCAGGGACUCUUGCAAACUCAGGCGCAGGAGCUCGUCGCCUCGAUCAGCAAAUGUGGAUUCUUGCGCGAACGCCCGCUGAACCUGAACUUCGCCGGAACCUUGCUGGAGAACCUGGGCUUCUGCCUGGAGGCCGAGGUGAAAGAAGAGGAACUGGCCAAGGAGAACAAGGAGCUGCUGAAGCAGAAGCUGGAAGAUGCCUUGGCGGAACUGCACGAGAAGUCGCCCGAAGACUUCCGAAAGGAGCUCGAGGAGCUUCCGCCAGAUCGCUACGAGGAUGCCCAGGCCCUCCCCACCUUCGUGAAGAAUCUCAUCAGCUCCCAAAGGAUGGAAGUCGGCUGCCAUCCAGAACUUCUCCUCCUUACUGGCGAGCUGGCGAAGAGAGUUGCUGAGGUCGUUGGCGGGACCGGUGAACCUUCUACAUCUGUCUCCAACGUCAGCAACUACAAGGCACCUAAGGCUGAAUGCUACGAUCCGGCAAGAAUCUGUCGCAGCAAGGAGAUGCUGAUCUACACAGGCAACGGUGCCCGCGCAGAAGUGCGCGAUGCCUAUGGAGCUUUCUGCAAAGGUCACCAGGACAUGGAAAGCUGGAUGAUCCCCUUUUUCAGUGCUCUGGCGGAAGCGGAGGACUCGCGUCGCAAGCUUAUUUCUUACCUGAAGCUGAAGCUGCACUCUGGGGCCCUGAUCCAUCGUUCAGACAUUGCUGAUGGGAAGACCGGAUAUCUUUUGUCCAUCGCCGCUGCUCAGCAGGUUUGGAUCCCUGAAAAGACGAAGGAACUCUUGACGAUCUUAGAAGAAUACCUGCCGAAGGUCAUUGAGGUGUCUCGGAAUUUCCCCAACACCACGGGUGCCCAAACGUUGCUGAUGCGGGUCAUGGACGCGCUGCUCUUCAUCGAGGAGCCGGCCAACGAGGAGUUCAAGCGGAAUGCGCACGCUGUGCGGGAGCGCUGCACCAACGUGCAACGUGAGCGCCUGGACUUUUUGCUCGAGUCGGUGGAUGCUUGGCUUCCCUUCCUCCACAGCAGCGAAGCGAAUACGCAGCUCUACAGGGACUGCCAGUUCCUGCUGCUCCUCUUGCGAGCAGUGCACCUCCGCCGCAUCCUGCAGAUUGGAGGAUCUAGCCAGUCAUUGAAAGAGAAGCUGGAGACGGUGACCUGGCAAAUCCUGAAGGCCAUUGACCCAGACCUGGUCUCGAAGGAGAAGAUCAUACUGGAGAUCGAUGGAGUGCGCCGCGACUGUACGCAGUACGUACGCGAAAGCCUUCAUCCAGCAGGAGAUGCGAUCUUGAUGGCUUCCAACGGCAAGGACGUCACCGCCUUUUUCCAUGCUGUUCAUGCGAAAAAGACAAAGGAGUUGAUGGCCAAGCAUUGUCCAGAAGUCCGUCCGGCUCAGCGCCCGAUGAGAUUUUGGCAGGCAGUUCGCGGCUUGCUGUGGAGCUGA
This is a messenger RNA of Symbiodinium sp. CCMP2456, 1476 nucleotides long. Lineage: Eukaryota; Dinophyceae; Suessiales; Symbiodiniaceae. The record is from the annotation of a GenBank genome assembly.